Podarcis muralis (Common wall lizard) is the source of this 1636-nucleotide messenger RNA. Its product is annotated as zinc finger protein RFP-like. Gene Ontology annotation, molecular function: protein binding; zinc ion binding. The record is from RefSeq and is a predicted model, not a curated record. NCBI's taxonomy places the organism in Eukaryota, Metazoa, Chordata, Lepidosauria, Squamata, Lacertidae.
UUUUCCCCAAUCUUUUAUUGUCCUGAUAGGAUAAGCCUUAAGUUUUAGAGCCACUGGUUUCCUUGGAAAUGUCUGGUCACCCAUAACAAGUGUUAAUUCAGAGAGAAUAUUUAAGGGUGGGCCCUGUUAUCCUUCAGGAAACUUCUUCCCUGCAAAAAGCUGAUGUGAUAUUCGGGACAAUUGAGAAGGGACUUUCCUAUCUCUUGAUGCUGCGAAGACCAGCUAUAUUCCUGAAAAUGCCCUCCUUGCCUCCUCUCAUUCCCCAUCCUUACCCACCCAACUCUUAUCUGUGGCAGAGGCAAAUAGAGAGAGAGAGAGAAAAGACGGUGGCCGAGUUCAGACGUCUGCACCAGUUCUUGGAGGAACAAGAGGACCUUCUGCUGGAGAAAAUGCAAGAGCUGGAGGAGGAGAUUGCAAGGAAAAGGGAGGAGCACCUGGACAGGCUCUCCAGGGAUCUCAUACCCCUUGAAACUCUCAUCCUGGAGAUGGAAAAGAGGCUUCAGCGGCCAACCAGUGAAGUCCUGCCGGAUAUUGGAAGCCUUUUGAAGACGUUUGAGGAGAGAGAGGUGAUUAAGACACCGGUGGUUUUUUCUCCUGCAUUAAACUGGAGGGCGUGGGAAUUCAGUGAUAUGAACCCCUUUCUGGAAGGUGUCAUACAGGAAUUCAAAGACGCCCUAACAUCGGAUCUGAAAUAUCUGAAGAAAGCAAAAGUGACUCUGGAUCCGGAGACAGCUCACCCCCAGCUCAUUCUGUCUGCGGAUGGCCUGAGUGUGACGUGCGGAGAUAUGCGUGAAGAGGUACCCGACAACCCAAAGAGAUUCAACCAGCUCACAGUGGUGCUGGGGAGAGAGGCGUUCACAGAAGGCCGAUAUAGUUGGGAGGUUACUGUGGGGAAUGAGGAAGAGUGGGCUUUGGGCGUGGCCCGGAAAUCUGUGAGGAGAAAGGGCAUGUUCAACUUCACUCCCCAGGAAGGGGUCUGGGCUAUGGGGAAGUGGAGGGGUCAGUACAGGGCCCUCAGUGAUAAUCCUUAUCACUUGCACCCCAGCGGUGAGCUCAGAAGGAUCCGAGUGACUCUGAACUACACUGGGCAGCGAGUGGCCUUUUUCGAUGUCGACAGAGGAAUCGCCCUUCUUGCCUUUGCAGGGGGUUCCUUCUCCGGAGAAGACCUUCUCCCCUUCUUCUGGCUGCAGGAAAGAGCCCAUCUCAGGCUCUCUCCGUAGAACAGCCAAAAUAGUGCAGGAGGUCAGAAGAAAAAUAUUGCACUUCUGCCUGCUGGGUGGUUAUUUGGGGGCAGGGGGGCAGCAACUGGGAGUUUUGGAAAGACCUGGGGAAAACACUCUCAGCGCAUUUGAAUGACAAGUGAAUGCCUAGAAGGUACAAAAUGACAUUAUCCCCUAAUAUGGAUUCCUUCUCCCCAUGGCCCCCCCAAAAUUGACUUACCACUUCAGACAUGUCAGUGCUACCUAUAUGCCAAUAAAUGCCAUCCUACAGGGUAAGUUUAUUUGGGGGUGGGGUUGUGAUUGAACUAUUGUGAUCAUUGUGAAAGUGGACAAUAUUUCAUUUUAUAGCACUUUUCCCGUUAAAGAAAAUUGGCAGUUUGUUCAGCAAAAGUAUCACUGCAUUCUAAAAAAAAUAG